Pterocles gutturalis (yellow-throated sandgrouse) is the source of this 225-nucleotide messenger RNA. Its product is annotated as keratin-associated protein 5-5-like. The record is from RefSeq and is a predicted model, not a curated record. The transcript has a single exon. Bases 1 to 225 code for a protein of 74 amino acids. NCBI's taxonomy places the organism in Eukaryota, Metazoa, Chordata, Aves, Pterocliformes, Pteroclidae.
AUGCCCAACGGAGGCUGUGGAUGCUGCGGUGGCAGUAGCAACAACAACAAUUGCUACACCGUGUGCUGCUACAGCAGCCCGAAGUGCAAGUCAUCAUGCUGCCAGCCCUCGCAGUACUGCUGCCCGAGCUACUGCUGCCCGAGCUACUGCUGCCCCGUGCAGACCUACUGCAUCUCCUCCAACAAUAACAACAACAGCGGAGGCUGCUGCGGCUGCGGCAACUAA